Molecule: messenger RNA, 3257 nt
Organism: Gavia stellata (red-throated loon)
Lineage: Eukaryota; Metazoa; Chordata; Aves; Gaviiformes; Gaviidae
Gene: EPHA2
Product: EPH receptor A2
Exons: 17
Coding region: 1-3219 (1072 amino acids)
Biological process (GO): protein phosphorylation; cell surface receptor protein tyrosine kinase signaling pathway; axon guidance
Cellular component (GO): plasma membrane; neuron projection
Molecular function (GO): ATP binding; protein binding; transmembrane-ephrin receptor activity
Source: RefSeq, a predicted model, not a curated record
AUGGCGAUGAUGGUGAUGAUGGCGAUGGCAACAGCAGUGCUGAUGCAGACAGGGACGGUGACAGCAGUGGUGCCGGGGCUGCAGAUGGUCAUGGGGAUGGUGGUGCCGAUGGCGAUGGGGCUGCAGCCGGCAGUGGGGCCGGCAGUGGGGCCGGCAGUGGGGCCGGCGAUGCAGACGCGGACAGGGGAGGUGAUGGUGGUGCGGGGGCUGCAGAUGAUGGUGGCGGUGGAGGUGGUGGCGGUGCUGAUGAUGGCGAUGGAGCUGGUGGCGGCGGUGCUGAUGGUGAUGGCAGUGGCAGAGGGGGUGCAGAUGGUGAUGGCACCGGGGGUGCCAACGGCGCCGGUGGCCCUGGGCGUGGGUGCACCCUUAGUGGUCCUGCUGGACUUCGCCAAGGCGCAGGGAGAGCUGGGCUGGCUCACCCAGCCCUAUGGCAAAGGGUGGGACCUGCUGCAGAACGUGCUGAACGACUCCUUGAUCUACAUCUACUCGGUGUGCAACGUGCUGGAGGGUGAGCAGGAGAACUGGCUACGCACCAACUGGAUCUACCGCGGGGUGGCCCAACGCAUCUUCAUCGAGCUCCAAUUCACCGUCCGCGACUGCAACAGCUUCCCCACCGCCGGCGGCGGCUCCUGCAAGGAGACCUUCAACCUCUACUACGCCGAAUCCGACGUGGAUUACGGCACCAACUUCCAGAAGAGACAAUUCAAGAAGAUCGACACCAUCGCUCCGGAUGAAAUCACCGUUCAGGAUGAUUUUGCUUCCCGGAUCGUUAAACUCAACGUUGAGGUGCGAUCGGUGGGACCUCUCCGUCGGAAAGGUUUCUACUUGGCUUUCCAGGAUUUGGGAGCUUGCGUGGCAUUGCUUUCCGUUCGGAUUUAUUACAAGAGGUGCCCGGCUGUUUUACGGGGAAUGGCUCGCUUCCCCGAAACGGUGGCCGGCGUCGACUCGCAGACCUUGGCCGAGGUGCGGGGGACGUGCGUGGAGGAGGCGGUGGCCGACCAAGCUCCGGCGCUGCACUGCAACGCCGACGGCGAGUGGUUGGUGCCCAUCGGGGAGUGCCUGUGCCGGGCCGGCUACGAGAAAGUGGGAGAGAGAUGCCAAGCUUGUCCCCCCGGCUCCUUCAAGGCCACCGUGUCCCUGAGCAGCUGCCAGCCCUGCCCGCCCCACACCCUACCCUCCCCUGCCGCCGCCGCUGCCUGCCCCUGCCAGGAUGGCUUCUUCCGCGCCCCCGCCGACCCCCCCGCCGACCCCUGCACCCGUCCCCCCUCGCCCCCUCAGGGUGUCACGGCCGUGGGGCUGGGGGCCACGGUGCAGCUACGUUGGUCCCCCCCCGCCGACCCGGGUGGCCGUGGGGAUGUCACCUACAGCGUCACCUGCGAGCAGUGCUGGCCGGAGAGCGGGGAGUGCUGUCCCUGCGAUGGGGGGAUCCGCUAUUCGCAGCCCCCCCGGGGGUUGACGGGAACGGGGGUGACGGUCACCGACCUGGAGCCACAUGUCAACUACACCUUCACCGUCGAAGCCCGGAACGGAGUGUCGUCCUACAGCCACCACCGCAGCGUGGCCACCGCCACCAUCAGCGUCAACCAGACAGAGCCCCCCCGGGUGACAUCGGUGAGCCUGGAUGGACGGACGGCCACCAGCUUGGUCCUCUCCUGGACGGUGCCACCGCGGCAGCAGAGUCGGGUCUGGAAGUACGAGGUCACCUACAGCAAGAAGGUGGACGAGAACAGCUACUCGGUGCUGCGCUGCAAGGGCACCUCCGUCACCCUCCCCAAGCUGUCCCCUGCCACCGCCUACGUGGUGCGGGUCCAGGCGCUCACCCCGGACGGCCACGGCCCCUACAGCCCCCAGCACGAGUUCGAGACCCUGCCCGAAGGCGCCGAGGCCAUGGCAUCCACCGCCGUCAUCAGUGGCUCCGUCGCUGGUGUCUUCUUCGUCCUCCUCCUCUUGGCUGCUCUCCUCUACGUCCUCCGGCGGAGGAAGAGGUCACGGCCGCGCCAGUCCACCGAGGACGUCUACUUCUCCAAGUCAGACCAGCUGAAGCCCCUCAAGACCUACGUUGACCUACACACCUACGAAGACCCCAACCAAGCCAUGCUCAAGUUCACCACCGAGAUCCCUCCAUCCGCCAUCACCCGCCAGACGGUCAUCGGCGCCGGUGAAUUUGGGGAGGUCUACAAGGGCACCCUGAAGCGUGGUAAGAAGGAGGUGCCGGUGGCCAUCAAGACCUUGAAGGUGGGCUACACGGAGAAGCAACGGGUGGACUUCUUGAGCGAAGCCACCAUCAUGGGCCAGUUCUGCCACCACAACAUCAUCCGCCUGGAAGGGGUCGUCUCCAAGCACAAGCCCUUCAUGAUCAUCACGGAGUACAUGGAGAACGGCGCACUGGAUAAAUUCCUGCGGGAAAAAGAGGGGAAAUUUGGCGUCAUCCAGCUGGUGGGGAUGUUGAGGGGCAUCGCCGCCGGCAUGAAGUACUUGGCCAACAUGAAUUACGUCCACCGGGAUCUGGCCGCCCGCAACAUCUUGGUGAACAGCAACCUGGUGUGCAAAGUGUCCGAUUUUGGGCUUUCGAGGGUGUUGGAAGACGACCCUGAAGCCACCUACACCACCAGCGGCGGGAAGAUCCCCAUCCGGUGGACGGCACCCGAAGCCAUCUCCUACCGCAAGUUCACCUCCGCCAGCGACGUCUGGAGCUACGGCAUCGUCAUGUGGGAGGUGAUGUCCUACGGCGAGCGCCCGUACUGGGAGCUCUCAAACCACGAGGUGAUGAAGGCCAUCAACGAGGGCUUCCGCCUCCCCGCCCCCCUGGAUUGUCCCUCCGCCAUCUACCAGCUGAUGAUGCAAUGCUGGCAGCAGGAGCGCAGCCGGCGCCCCAAGUUCGCCGAUAUCGUCAGCAUCCUCGACAAGCUCAUCCGCGCCCCCGAGUCCCUCAAGGCGACGGCGGACUUCGACCCCCGGGUCUCCAUCCGCCUGCCCAGCAGCAGCGGCCCCGAGGGUGUCCCCUUCCGCUCCGUCCCCGAGUGGCUGGAGUCCAUCAGGAUGCCCCAGUACACUGAGCACUUCAUGGCCGCGGGCUACAGCACCAUCGAGCAGGUCCUGCAGAUGACCAGCGACGACAUCAAGAAAAUCGGGGUGCGCCUGCCGGGGCACCAGAAGCGCAUCGCCUACAGCCUUCUGGGGCUGCAGGAGCAGCUCGGCGCCGGGGGGGUCCCCAUUUAACCCCCCCGCACCCCCAAAAUACUUGAAAGCAACCAAAU